GGUGAACGUAACCUAAUGUAGUAUUUGUGCGAAACAGUUGUGUUUACUGACAGUCAAUGGAUGGAUGUGUUUGUGUUGUGUCUGUAAUUGUCAACACAUUUACCACUCAUUGAGUCAUUCAUUGCAUUCAACACUACAUUAACUCUAAUUUGCUUUCAAUUCAUAGUAUUAUAUAUUUAUCAUAUGAUAGAUGUAUUGACCACCACUUGAAUCACACGAUGGCAUCGAUGCAGAAACGUCUUCAGAAGGAACUGCUGGCCAUUCAGAAGGAGCCGCCCAUUGGAGUGACAGUGAAUGAGUCGAAUAUCGGACCAAAUCUGACACAAUGGAUUGUCGACAUCGAUGGUCCGGUUGGCACUCUCUAUGAGGGCGAGCACUUCCAACUGCUCUUUAAAUUCAGUCCGAAAUACCCGUUUGAUUCCCCGGAAGUGACAUUCAUGGGCGCCAACAUUCCAGUCCAUCCCCACGUCUACAGCAAUGGACACAUAUGUCUGUCGAUACUGACCGAAGACUGG
This is a messenger RNA of Oppiella nova, 515 nucleotides long. NCBI's taxonomy places the organism in Eukaryota, Metazoa, Arthropoda, Arachnida, Sarcoptiformes, Oppiidae. The record is from the annotation of a GenBank genome assembly.